Messenger RNA from Sphenostylis stenocarpa, 1635 nucleotides. The record is from the annotation of a GenBank genome assembly. NCBI's taxonomy places the organism in Eukaryota, Viridiplantae, Streptophyta, Magnoliopsida, Fabales, Fabaceae.
AUGGCUACCCAGACAAUAGCUGAAACUGUUCAGAAAAUUGUCACCCCUGAAACCCUCCGCUAUGCAGCCAAACAAUCAGAGCGCUGCCUUGUUAUCCCUGUCCGUCUCCGUCGUGCCAUUAAAAAAUACCUUAAAGAGCAGGAGGAGCCAUAUAUGAAGAGUAAAGUCUUGAGAUUGUCUAAAUCAUUCAAUGAAAUCAAGUAUGUCAAUCUACAGCUGGCAAGCACCACAGCAAAGAAGAUAGUUGAAGACCCUUUAAAGUCUUUUGAACAAUCAAAACGCUGGAAGAUUACGAGCUCUUAUGGGGACAUUGGUCUCACGUAUAGCGAUGAUGAGACAAUUGCUUAUGUGGCUUCUCGAAUGCCUGCUGUUUACUCUGCUUGUUACAGAGUACUUAAAGAGGUUCGCAGAAGGCUUCCUGGUUUUUCCCCAUCUAAGGUAUUAGAUUUUGGUGCCGGGACAGGUUCAGCUUUCUGGGCACUGCAAGAAGUUUGGCCAAAAGCUUUAGAGAAAGUUAAUUUAAUAGAACCAUCACAAUCAAUGCAGCGUGCAGGUCGAAGCCUUGUACAAGGUCUAAAGAAUUUGCCACUUAUUCAUAGUUACGAUAGCAUUCAAACACUUUCCAAAAGUAUCAGUAAAUCAGAAAGAGGACAUGACCUUGUAAUUGCGUCUUAUGUUCUUGGAGAGAUACCAUCAAUAAAGGAUCGAAUUACCAUAGUUCGCCAACUUUGGGAUCUAACAAGUGAUGUUCUGGUUUUGGUUGAACCAGGAACACCUCAUGGAUCUAAUAUUAUAGCUCAGAUGAGAUCUCACAUAUUAUGGAUGGAACAAAGAAAAUAUCGUAAAGCUUCUCAUAAGAAUAAUGAAGUUUGUAAAGAUUUGAUCACUCAGAAGGGUGGUGGUGCCUUUGUGGUUGCUCCUUGUCCUCAUGAUGGGAUUUGUCCACUGGUAAAAUCUGGAAAAUAUUGUCAUUUUGUUCAGCGCUUAGAGAGGACAUCAUCACAGCGUGCCUACAAGCGUUCAAAGGGUGAUCCUUUACGUGGUUUUGAAGAUGAGAAAUUUUCCUAUGUUGUUUUUAGACGUGGACCAAGGCCAAGGCAAUUAAUUUUUAUUUUGAUUUCUUUCUGUCGAUAUGGAUAUUUCUUAAGGGAACCUUGGCCCCUUGAUGGUAUCGAAUUUGAGACUCUGAAGGAACAGCACGCAAAAAGAAAUCCAGAGGAUCUUGAAAUUGACUACGAGGACUGGUUGAAGUUGCAACAAGCUGAUGAUACUCCUGAUGGUGUAGCAGAUGCAGUAACUUACGAUGGUGAUGAUUUGGAAACGGGUGACACUCCAUGUGAGGAAGUUAAUGCUGUAACUUAUGAUUCUGAUGCUAUAGAAACCGACGGUGCUGAUAGUGACAAUGAAUACGAAAGGGAAGAAGAGAGAGCCAGUGCUGAUCUUGGAGGUGGCUGGGGCAGGAUUGUCUUCAUGCCUGUCAGAAGGGGUAGACAGGUCACAAUGAAUGUGUGCAGAUCCACCAAAAAGGAUGCCUCAGAGGGUUCAUAUGACCGUAUUGUGGUCACAAAGAGCAAGAACCCUACCUUGCAUCAUCAGGCCAAAAAAUCUAUCUGGGGUGACCUGUGGCCCUUUUGA